AUGCCUAGCCUGCCGACAUUCGCAGCUUCGAUAAGCGAUUCACUUCUCGGGCACUCGAAAGUGGAAAGAGAUUUACAAGUACAGGUUGAAGCACAGGAUCCUAAUGUGAAGACGUUCGUCUCUUCUAAUGGAUCAGUGAUUCCAUUGAGAAAGAAAAGGAAGGACCCAGCACAAAUUGAUACCAGUUGGUCCGCUGAUGAAGCGUAUGGAAUAAAUAUCAAUGCGUUACUGGAUAGGAUAGAGAAUGAUGUUGGAGACUCGACUCCGACUAACAAUUUACAACCUCAGAAGGAUAUAGACAAGGACAAGGACAAGAAGAGAUUAUCGUCUGGAAACACUUUAUGGACUGAGAAAUGGAGACCACACAAGUUUCUGGAUCUUGUGGGUAACGAACGUCUCAAUCGUAGAGUUCUUUUCUGGUUAAGGCAAUGGUCACCGUUGGUGUUUGAUGAAGAAUUGCCUGAAUUAACGACGUUUAAGAAACACAGUAACCCAGAAAAUGAUGCAAGCGAUGAGUAUGCGGACCCUUUAAAAAGACCAAUGAAACGAAUUCUUCUGAUUCAUGGACCCCCCGGAAUAGGGAAGACUAGUGUAGCCCAUGUUGUUGCUAAACAAGCGGGUUAUUCGGUGAUGGAGAUUAAUGCAAGUGAUGAAAGAGCUGGCGAUAGAGUCAGACACAAGGUUCAAAACGCAUUGUUUAACCAUACUUUCAAUGACAAACCAGUCUGUCUUAUUGCAGAUGAAAUUGAUGGGAGUGUGGAAAACGGAUUCAUAAAAGUUUUGUUAGAUAUCAUCAAAUCUGACUCGAAGGCCACCCAUGAUCUUAUUACUGGCCGUACGGGGAAAGAUCAUCAUUUCAAAUCAUCUGCCAGAUUACAAAAGAAGAAGAAAAACAAGGAUAAGCUACUGACAAGACCUAUAAUUGCCGUUUGUAACAACGUCUAUGCAAAUGCAUUGGAAAAAUUGAGACCACAUUCUGAAAUAAUUCACUUCCAAAAACCUUCUGAAAAUGCGUUGAUGGAACGGUUAGAAUACGUUUGUAAGAAAGAAAAAGUUCAUGUAUCGAAAACGUUGCUGAAAGAGUUAGCGGUCCUCUCACAAGGUGAUGUGAGAAACAGUUUGAACAAUCUUCAGUUUAUGACCAAGAAUGGGUUUGAUAAGGAUAAAUUAGUUACCAAUGGUUCAGAUGCAGAAUGGACGGAUGAUAAACGUAAAGAUAUAGGCAUCACUUGGUUCAAGAUCUGUAAUUCCAUCUUUAAAAGGGAUCCAUACCUAGACGUGAAACUGCAAUUGAAGAAUUUGUUGCGAGAUGUAGAAACUAGUGGCAAUUACGAAAGGAUUAUAGAAGGCUGUUUCACAUUGUUUCCUGAGGUGAAUUAUAGCGAUCAUGGUGUUACAAAACCAGGUCGCAUCUCAGAUUGGUUAUUCUUCAACGAUCGUAUGUUUCAAUCUCUAUUCGAGCAUAACGGAGAGUUGUUAAGGUAUUGUGCCUUCACACCUUUAGAAUUUUUCGUUAUGUUUGGUGAUAUAGCCAACAAGGACGAAUUGAAAGUGAAAACGAACAGUUUCGAAAUUAAAGAGAGGGAACGCGCAUCUUUGAACUUGCUCGAUGUGAUAAACUCCAAAUGUUCUAUCACAUCGAUGAUAUAUGCAAACAAACAGACGUUGUUAAUGGAAAUUCUUCCCAUGGUGGACGAAAUAUUAUCUACGGAUCUAAGUCGAGUCCGAGAUGCACAGAUCAGACAACGAUCACUUGAUCUCGUAAUACCCUUAUUCCAUGACUUCCAAUUACAAAUACAACAGUCAACUAAUCCAGAUACACGAAACGCUCUGGUGGUCGAUCCACCGUUGGAUCAAAUAGUCCUAUUGGACGGAAAGAAACUAAGAGAAGUGAUCACUAAGAGACCCAUCGCAUUAAAAUUCUCAUUGGCUAAGUUAGAAGAGGAGAAAAUUAGGAAAAGGGCAUUGGAUAGGGUCAUGAGAGAUAAAGAGACUAAUGAGAACAAUCGCAAGAGGCAAAAAAUGGAAGGUACGGGAUCAAGAUCGGUAGAUUUUUUCAAAGAUCAGUACAAUUCCAUUAAAACAACCGCAGAAAAUGCAUCAUUGGUUGCUCCUCCUACAAAGAAGACCAGAUCAGCCUUCAGUUUCACCAGAGAGAGUACACCUACAACCGCAGACGAAGCUGCAAAAGCAGCAUUGAACGCAGAAGAGAUGAGAAUAUGGGUGAAAUAUAAAGAAGGUUUUUCCAAUGCGGUGCGGAAGAACAUUUCAUGGUCACAGUUAUGGGAGUAA
This is a messenger RNA of Kluyveromyces lactis, 2292 nucleotides long. RefSeq names its product Ctf18p (gene CTF18). The record is from RefSeq and is a predicted model, not a curated record. Gene Ontology annotation, cellular component: nucleus. Gene Ontology annotation, molecular function: ATP binding; DNA binding; ATP hydrolysis activity. The transcript has a single exon. Lineage: Eukaryota; Fungi; Ascomycota; Saccharomycetes; Saccharomycetales; Saccharomycetaceae. Bases 1 to 2292 code for a protein of 763 amino acids.